UAUUUUACUUCCUGGAUUUUAAAAUCUUGUUUUUUGCAAAGGAUUAAGAGAAAUCAACAUAAUUUUAUAGGUUAUUUGAAAUGCUACUUUUAUUUAUUUUGUGACCAUCCGAUUAGAGAUGUCUUUUUAAUUGAGUGACAAAUUGUAACAAAAUUGAAAGCUGUGCAAACUGUUUGGUUUUGAUAAUUUUUAAAGUUUGAACUGUGGCAACAUAGAUUUAAAACAGAUGAGAUAAAACAAUGGGCGGAAUUCGAGUGAGAAAUCUUCCAAAAAAUGUGACAGAGAAACAUUUGAAGAUAUAUUUCUCCAAACGAGAGAAUGGCGGCGGAAAAAUCAAGAAAAUAUACUACCCACUCUUCAACAAUGAUGCUGUUAUUCUGUUUGAAGAUAAGAAAGUUAUUGACAGUAUUCUGAAGAUUGAACAUCGUUUUGUUGUACAGGAACUUCCAGAACACAUGGUAUUUUCCUCAGUGGAUGCAAAACUAGACAGCGAGGCAUCAGUGUUAGUUCUGGCGACCCAAAAUUUAAGAGAUGAAAUGGAGUACAAUGAAAAUAUUAGAAUAAAAGAAGAACAUGAUGGGACUUUGACAUUGACAGGGAACUGGUUCCAGCUAGAGUGGGCCUGGCACUAUAUUGACUGCUUCAUGCAACAACAAGAAGUGAUACAGCAUGAAAUAUCCCAGCAGCCUCAGCGAUAUGCUGGCCAACCAAUGGAAGUUGACCAGAGCAAUACGAAUGCAAACUUUGUUACUGCUGAACCACGUGGUAGAUCUCUGACUUCUCCUACCGAAGUUAACAGUGAUUUACGCAGAAGCAUUGCUGAAAGAUCCAGUGUGGAGGAAUCUCUUAGUGGAGUAAGGGAGAAGAAGAGGAAAGAUCAUCUCAGUAGUCAGUCUGAUCCAAAGUAUGAUGAUAUCCCGUCACUAAGCUUUCGAGAGCAAAAGUAUGAUGAUAUCCCGUCACUAAGCUAUAGAGAGUAUGGGAAAGAAAAUCAUUUUGAUGACCACAGGAGUCCUAAACCCCAUUAUGAUGAAGAUGACAGUGAUAAUGAGGAUUCAAGGUCAAAUCAAAGAUCAGAUUCUCUAAAGAACAUGAGGUCAUUGAGGGAAAACAUUGGUAGUGCAUAUAAUGAUAAUGGUCACCAGAGUUAUUUGUCGAAGAGUCAUUUACGUGACAGUAAUGAAGAUUUGGCGGGAACUGGUCAUAAAAUACCAUUAGACAGUAUGCCAAGUACAUUCAAUGAGGAUGUUUAUCGCAGGUCAGAAGAUGAAAAUUCAACAUUUAAAGCUUUCUCUGGACUACAUUAUUUGAGUCAGACUUCAUCAGAUAAAACAUAUAGUAAAAGUUUGAGAGAAAAUAGCAGCAGAAGGGAUACUGCGCAUCGUGAGAGUAACACAUCACAUGAUUCUUUAUCAUCUACACCAACUAGGGGCUUGCAUUCAAGUUCAUUAAGGAAAGAUAGUAUUGGCAAAUCAGGAAAGCCUUCAGUUGAUGCAGUGGACCAGUCCCUCGGAUUAAGUAAACCACGGUUACCAGCAAGAUCCAUGGAUAUACCCGAUAGGUAUACAGAAGAGCAGCUUUGUCACACGUUUGACAUUCGUGGGGUGAAGGUCACUAUUUACUUUGGUGACCUGGUGAAGGAGGAGACAGAUGCUAUAGUAAAUGCAUCAAAUGAGCAAUUAGAACAUUAUGGGGGUAUUGCUUAUGCGAUUCUGAAAGCAAGGGGAAGGGAAAUGGAAGAAGAAUGUAGAAAUUAUGUCCGUAAAAAUGGCAAGCUGAAGACAACAGAAGUUAUGUCAACAUCCGGUGGUAAGGAUAUUAAAUCAACUCACAUCAUCCAUGCUGCUGGACCUAUGUGGCUAUCAGAGAGCUAUAAAGAUAAGUUUACUAGCCAGCUGACACAGACCUUCCUGAACUGUUUUGAUUAUGCUGAUAAAAAGCUCUGGAUAAAGUCCAUUGCCUUACCAGUUAUUAGUUCAGGGGUGUAUGGUGCUCCACUAGAUACCUGUGUCAAUUUUCCUGACUUAAAAGGGGCGACCCGAGGUAGUACAGAUUUCUCUAAAACGUAUACUAAGGGCGCUUCCUUAGGUUUUGAUAGUAUUAACCCAUCUUCAUCUAGUGAAAAAUGGGCAAUACCAAUUUCAAGAAGGCGUUCCUCCUCGUUAAGUCGAGCAACAGACAAAAGUAGUGGAGAUAUAAGAAAAUAUGAUCCUCAAAAGGGAGAGUUUGUUAGUGAAACGAAAACAAAGCCAGAUACAACAACGGGAACCAGCAGUGUUGUUGGAAAACACAGGGAACGCUCUGGUUCAAUGAAUACAAGACCUAAAAAAGAUACCAGUCAAAGUUUAAGGAACACAAUAUCUGGAGCUACAGGAGAAAAAAUGUCUGAGUCCCUAAGACAUAAAACAAUGCUGUCACCUUCUUCAGACACUAGAAGUAACACCCCACCUAAAAUUAAAGCCUCUCUUCUCACUUCUGACAAACUGAAACUACAUAAGUCCUCUCCAAAAAGAUCAGAACAUUUCGGCCAGCGAACAAGUGACGAUUAUGGAGCAUUCACACAUGCUGGGAAAACCAAAGCAUCUUAUGGAAUGUACACAGAUACCAGUGAAGAUGAUGAAGAAUUUGGUUUAAAGAGUUUACCAGCUGACCUUCAUAAAUAUUCAUAUCGGGAGAAAUUUCUUCAGAGUUCAACUGGAAAGCCAGAAGUUUGUGCCAUUUGCCUUGAUGAUGUUAGAGAUCCUAAAAAGCUAGCAAAAUGUAAUCACAAGUUUUGUCGUGCAUGUAUUGAAAGACAUUUCAGGAGCUCGAAACCAAGUUGUCCGACAUGUGGAGCACUAUAUGGUAAAGUUACAGGUGAUCAGCCACGAAAUGGACGCAUGACGCAAUUCACCGACCGUAGCCGUUGCUUACCUGGAUACGAGCGUGAAGAUGGAAUGAUUGUCAUCACUUACACAUUCCCAGAUGGUAUGCAAGAGUCCUGCCAUCCGCAGCCUGGACGUAGCUACAAAGGUAUCACACGUAAAGCCUUCUUACCAAACAAUACCGAGGGGCGGGAUAUUUUACGUCUGCUCAAAAAAGCCUUUGAUGCUAGACUGGUCUUUACAAUAGGUGACUCCAGAACAAGUGGAGAUAGAAAUGUACUAACAUGGAAUGAUAUUCACCAUAAAACAAGCAUUGGAGGAGGCCCUACAAGAUUUGGAUACCCAGAUCCAGGUUAUCUUCAGCGAGUGAGAGACGAACUUGCAAUCAAGGGCAUCACAAGUGACAAAUAGGCUGCAGAGCAGAUGUCAUUUAUUAACCAGUCUACUCUAGUGUUAAAAGCUGUUCGACUUUUGGACCUUCAGCCUUAUAUACUAGUUAUAACUAAGCUGCAGGAAGUACAGUUGGGAUACGUUGUCUGUACAUUUAUACUGUUAACUAGCUACUUCAUGUACAAGUGCUCAGCUGUACAUAAUAUUAUAAAUGGAUAGAAAGUUGGAUAGGGAAUCUGCUGCUAAAAGUUGAAAAUGGUUUUUGAAACAUAAAAGUUAACUGUUACGAUAUAUAAUACAUUUUUUAAUUUUUAAAUUUUAAAGUUUUUAUUGCUUGACAAAAAGUUUAAGAAUGAUUAAAAUAUCA
Messenger RNA from Ruditapes philippinarum (Manila clam), 3621 nucleotides. RefSeq lists its product as uncharacterized. Gene Ontology annotation, molecular function: nucleic acid binding; metal ion binding. The transcript has 9 exons. Bases 240 to 3275 code for a protein of 1011 amino acids. The record is from RefSeq and is a predicted model, not a curated record. Gene Ontology annotation, biological process: protein ubiquitination; Notch signaling pathway. NCBI's taxonomy places the organism in Eukaryota, Metazoa, Mollusca, Bivalvia, Venerida, Veneridae.